This is a messenger RNA of Fukomys damarensis (Damara mole-rat), 4532 nucleotides long. It is a transcript of the gene Pear1, whose product is annotated as platelet endothelial aggregation receptor 1. Gene Ontology annotation, molecular function: protein binding. The transcript is spliced from 21 exons. NCBI's taxonomy places the organism in Eukaryota, Metazoa, Chordata, Mammalia, Rodentia, Bathyergidae. The coding region runs from base 762 to 3605 and encodes 947 amino acids. Gene Ontology annotation, cellular component: membrane. The record is from RefSeq and is a predicted model, not a curated record.
GGUGGGGCCAGCGGCAUUCCAGAGAUGCUGGGGGGCGGUUAGGGGCCAGCAGUGGAGACCUUUCUGCUUCUCUGGAAAAAUCACAAGCAGAUGUGAGUGCCUCAGGGAGUGUAGCUGGCUCCGGACCAGCAGCCCACGGUGCCCAGCCCAGAGGGUGGACUUCCGACUUCCUGACUCUUCUCCCACCCUGCAGGGAGGCCGGGCAAAUGAGGGGAGCCGGCUUCCAGGGCAGGCGGUGACCUCAAGGGCCGGUGCAGGGUGUCCUGAGAAGCUGAGCAUUUCAGGGCACCCUGGUGGGCUUGGCCCCAGCCCCAUUCCCAGCCCUAGAACAGGAGCCCACCCAUCAGUGACAGGGAACUCAUGCCCGAGGCAGCUGGUUCCAUUGCGGUGCUGCCCCCUGAGAAGCCCCCUCAUCACCUCUGGCUUCAUGGCACCCUGAUGCAGGCUCAGGUGCUCUGGGUUCACAUGGGCUGGGCCUGGCACUCAGGUAAAGGGGCCCUGGGUCCUUACUCUUGGAGGCUGGGGCGCGGGGACAGGCACCAGAGCGGUGGGGUGUGGCUGAAUGGUGCUGGGCUCCAGGAGACGUGAGUGGGCAGUGGGCCGGGGAGCACAGCAGGGAGGAAUGCAGAUGCCUGCUCUGGACAGAUCAGGACUGGGGCCCUAGAGGCAGAGCCCUUCCCCUGCUUGGGGUAAGGCCUGGAAGCCAGUGCUGAGGGAGCUUGGUCUCCUCUCCUGCAUGCCCACUGGCCAGAUCUCUGUGGAUGCCGGACUCUGGCUGCUGGGACCCUGCAAUGUUGUCACCUCUGCGUCCCCUCCUUCUGCUGGCCUUGGACCUGGGGCUGACCAGAACUCUCAACUCCAACGAUCCCAAUGUCUGCAGCUUCUGGGAGAGCUUUACCACAACCACCAAGGAGUCACACUCCCGGCCCUUCAGCCUGCCCUCCUCGGAGUCCUGCAACAAGCCCUGGGCCAGCCUCCACCCCUGCCCCCAGCCCACGGUUGUCUACCGGACCGUGUACCGCCAAGUGGUGAAGACAGACCAUCGCUUGCGCCUGCGCUGCUGCCAGGGCUUCUACGAGAGUAGCGGGACGUGUGUCCCGGUCUGCGCCCAGGAGUGUGUCCAUGGCCGCUGUGUGGCGCCCAAUCAGUGCCAGUGUGUGCCGGGAUGGCGGGGCGAUGACUGCUCCAGUGCAUGUGCCCCUGAAAUGUGGGGGCUGCACUGUGACCAGCCCUGCCACUGCGGCAACAGCAGCUCCUGUGAUCCUGUGAGUGGGGCAUGUUCCUGCCCCUCUGGCCUGCAGCCUCCCGACUGCCUUCAGCCCUGCACCCCUGGCCGAUACGGCCCUGCCUGCCAGUUCCAGUGCCAGUGCCACGGGGCACCCUGUGAUCCCCAGACUGGAGCUUGCCUCUGUCCCCCAGGGAGAACGGGGCCCAGCUGCGAUGUGUCCUGUCCCUGGGGCACUGCUGGCUUCUCGUGCCCUCCCACCUACCCUUGCCAGAAUGGGGGUGUCUUCCAGGCCCGCCGGGGCUCCUGCAGCUGUCCCCCCGGCUGGACGGGCGCUGUUUGCUCCUUGCCCUGCCCAGAGGGCCUCCACGGACCCAACUGCUCCCAGGAAUGUCGCUGCCACAACGGUGGCCUCUGCGAUCGAUUCUCUGGGCAGUGCCGCUGUGCCCCAGGCUACACGGGUGACCGGUGCCGCGAGGAGUGCCCGGUGGGCAGCUUCGGGCAGGACUGUAACGGGACGUGCGAUUGUGUCCCCGGUGCGCGCUGUUUCCCAGCAAACGGCGCGUGUCUGUGCGAGCACGGCUUUACCGGGCACCGCUGCGCCGAGCGCCUCUGCCCCGAAGGCCGCUACGGUCUCAGCUGCCAGGCGGCGCAGGCCGCAAUGCACCUAACUGGAGGGCAGCUGCUCACCUGCAGGCCCCUUCCAGGUUGGCGGCGUGGUAACUGCUCUGUGCCCUGCCCAACCGGAACCUGGGGCUUCGGUUGCAAUGCCAGUUGCCAGUGUGCCAAUGAAGGCGUCUGCAGCCCCCAAACUGGAGCCUGCACCUGCACCCCUGGGUGGCGUGGGGCCCACUGCCAGCUACCCUGCCUGAAGGGGCAGUUUGGCAAAGGUUGUGCUACCCACUGUGACUGUGACCACGCUGAUGGCUGCGACCCUGUUCGUGGACACUGCCAGUGCCAGGCCGGCUGGACAGGCACCCGCUGCCACCUGCCCUGUCCUGAGGGCUUCUGGGGAGCCAACUGCAGCAACGCCUGCACCUGCAAGAACGGGGGCACCUGUCUCCCCGAGAAUGGCAACUGUGUGUGUGCACCUGGCUUCCGAGGCCCCUCCUGCCAGAGACCUUGCCAGCCCGGCCGCUAUGGCAAACGCUGCAUGCCCUGCAAGUGCAAUAACCACUCUUCCUGCCACCCUGUGGACGGGACCUGCUACUGCCUGGCUGGCUGGACAGGCCCAGACUGCUCCCAGCCAUGCCCCUCAGGCCAGUGGGGGACUAACUGUGCCCAGUCCUGCCAGUGUCACCAUGGUGGGACCUGCCAUCCCCAGGACGGGAGCUGCGCCUGUACCCCAGGUUGGACUGGACAGCAUUGCUUGGAAGGCUGCCCUCUGGGGAUGUUUGGUGCCAACUGCUCCCUGCCAUGCCAGUGUGGCCCUGGCGAGAAGUGCCACCCAGAGAGCGGGGCCUGUGUGUGUCCCCCUGGGUUCAGUGGUGCACCCUGCAGGAUUGGAAGCCAGGAGCCCUUUACCAUGAUGCCUACCUCUCCAGUGGCCUAUAACUCCCUGGGUGCGGUGAUUGGCAUUGCAGUGCUGGGGUCCCUUGUUGUGGCCCUCCUAGCACUCUUCAUUGGCUACCGCCACUGGCAAAAGGGCAAGGAGCACCAGCACUUGGCAGUGGCUUACAGCAGCGGGCGGCUGGACGGCUCUGAGUAUGUCAUGCCAGAUGUCCCUCCCAGCUACAGUCACUACUACUCCAACCCCAGCUACCACACCCUGUCACAGUGCUCCCCCAACCCCCCGCCCCCAAACAAGGUUCCCGGAGGUGCGCUCUUCGCCAGCCUCCAGGCACCCGAGAGGCCAGGUGGAGCACACAGGCAGGACAGCCAUGCCACCUUGCCUGCUGACUGGAAGCACCGCCGGGAGAGCCCCCCAGGUGGCAGCCAACUGGACCGAAGCUACAGCUAUAGCUACAGGCGUGGGAACGGCCCGGGCCCGAUCUCCAAUAAAGGGGAUGUCUCUGAAGAGGGGCUGGGGGCCAGCUUGGCUUCCCUGAGCAGUGAGAACCCAUACGCCACUAUCCGAGACCUGCCCAUCCUGCCCGGGUGCCCCCGGGAGAGCAGCUACGUGGAGAUGAAAGGCCCCCCCUCAGGAUCUCCCCCAAAACAGCGGCCAUGGCAGCCCCAGCCCCAGCGGGACAGUGGCACCUACGAGCAGCCCAGCCCCCUGGCCCAUGAUCGAGACUCCGUGUCCUCCCAGCCCCCUCUUCCUCCAGGCCUGCCUCCUGGCCACUACGACUCACCCAAGAACAGCCACAUCCCCGGACACUAUGAUUUGCCUCCAGUACGGCAUCCCCCAUCGCCUCCUCUUCGGCACCAGGACCGCUGAAGAGCCGAGAUGGCAUGGCAGAGGCCAGCACGCCUGGCCCUUGCUGCCCAAGCCGGGGACAGAGCUUUGUGUACACUGCCAGGCAUGGGGAGAGGAUGGCAGGCUGCGACAUGAACACAUUUACUGCAGGCACUGAGGGAGAGCUAGGAGCCUCACUCCAGGCUCCACCAGGGGAGGCAGUGCUUGGCAGGAUGCCUGAGUUCCCUUUCUGGGACUCAGACCCACUGCUCCUCAAGGCCCCCAGGGCCCCGUGUAGAUAGACUGGUGGGUGAGUGCUGCUUGAUGACUCUGAUAUGAGAUUGAUUUUUAAAAUAUGUAAUGGGUAUCUUUUCUGUACACACCCUGCAGGGCACUCGUGUGUGUGUGUGUGUGUGUGUGUGUGUGUGGGUGUGUGUGGGUGUGUGUGUGCAGUGCAGGUCCUGGCCUCGGGCACUCACUGUUUAGCCAGGGAGCAGCUGACCCCAUUAGCUGUGGCACUGGCCCCUCCCUGGUCUCCUGCAUUCAUGCCACUCCACACAAGGCUCAGACACCCUGGUUUGGCUUGCGAAAGGCUUCCAGUCUCCUGGGUGCCUCCAGGCCAGAGCCAGAAGCUCCAAAGGCCUCUGAAGCCCUGGGGCCCCGCCUCUUGGUCUGUCCAGCUCUAUCUUGAACUGUGUCCCUAGUACUCUGUUUUGGUCACACUGGUGCCCGGGUCCUGCUGUCUACCACACUUCCUCCUCCCAGGGCCUUGCAAGCCACAGUGUCCCUCCUGCAUGCCUGACAUCCCUAUCCAAGGCCAGCAGGGGCCAAGCACCACACUGGUUUCUUAUUCCCUCAUGUGGUCACUGUGUUGUUUCAGCCUCUCCACUAGACUGGAUGCUUCCUGAAGGCAGGACUCCUGUUUAUGUUCGGUAUUGUUUACCUUGGGCACUCAAUAAAUGUUCCCCA